AUGGCCAAGGAUACAGACGAAAAGAAGUCUCAUACUGUUGUCAACGACGACGACGACGACGAGGGACUGUCCCCCGUGCAGCUGGCGACCACCAAUGAGAAGAAGCUGGACGAUGUGCCCAACGAGAAAAGCAUGGCAAACGACCUGAUCCGCAAUGCUCGCCUGGCUACCGAGAAGGAGCAGAGCAUGAGCCUACUGCAGGGCAUCAAACUCUACCCCAAAGCUAUUGGAUGGAGUAUUCUGAUAUCCACCUGCAUUGUUAUGGAGGGAUAUGAUGUCUCACUGAUCAACAACUUCUACGGCAAUUCCCAGUUCAACAGAAAAUAUGGAGAGCCCUAUAUUAAUGCCCAGGGUGAGACGGAUUAUCAGGUCUCAGCAGCUUGGCAAGCCGGGCUAAGCAACGGCGCUGUUGUCGGUGAAAUCAUUGGUUUGAUGAUUAACGGAUACGUAUCCGAGCGAUUUGGAUACCGAUACACAAUCAUCGCUUGUUUAACACUAUUGACAGGCUUCGUGGCCAUCUUUUUCACAGCGCAGAACGUUAUCCACCUCCAAGUUGCUGAAAUCCUCUGUGUACCAUGGGGCGUCUUCCAAACUCUCACCAUCACCUAUGCUUCUGAGGUCUGCCCUGUUGCACUUCGUGGGUAUUUGACGACUUAUAUCAAUGCGUGCUGGGGAUUUGGCCAACUCAUCGGGAUUGGAGCUAUCGUCGGAAAUCGUUGGAGAAACGAUGAAUGGGCGUACCGAAUCCCAUAUGCACUUCAAUGGAUCUGGCCAGUGCCGCUUGCAGUUGGAAUCUUCCUUGCGCCCGAUAGCCCGUGGUGGCAGGUUCGUCAUGGUCAACUGGACGAGGCCAAAACAUCGCUGCUCCGCCUAACAAGCUUGAAUCGGGAGACGGAUUUCGACGCCGAUGAAACGAUUGCCAUGAUGGCGCACACUACUGCACUCGAAGCGAAGAUUACCAAGGGCGUCAGCUACUGGGAUUGUUUCAAAGGAGUUGACCUACGCCGCACCGAGAUUGUGGUCGCUUGUUGGGCUAUCCAAAACCUUAGUGGGAAUUCCUUUUCGAAUUACUCGACUUAUUUCCUCCAGCAGGCAGGUCUGAGCGAAGAUAAGGCGUACUAUUUUGCGCUCGGCCAAUACGCGAUCAACAGUGUUGGCGUAUUGGGCGCCUGGACGCUCAUUACGCUUGGAUUUGGACGCAGAACCCUUUACGUUUCUGGAUUGGCAGUGCUGUUUGUCAUUCUCCUGAUCCUUGGCUUCCUCGGCCUUGCUUCUGAUAGAAAUGCGGCCUCACUGGCAACCGGGGCCAUCUUACUGGUAUGGGCUUUGAUAUAUCAAUUGACUGUCGGCACCGUGUGUUAUUCACUGGUUGCAGAGCUCUCCAGCAGGCGUCUGGGGAUCAAGACAAUCGUGCUGGGACGGGUUGGAUACAACAUUGUGGGUAUCGUGGCCGGUGUUAUUACCCCUUACAUGCUCAACCCGACUGCAUGGAAUUGGGGAAACUAUGCUGGAUUUUUCUGGGCCGGAUCGUGCUUCCUUUGCUUGAUUUACACAUACUUCCGAGUCCCGGAGCCCGCUGGGCGAACAUAUGCCGAAUUAGACCUGCUUUUCGAGAAAGGCAUCAGUGCUCGAAAGUUCGCCUCCACAAAGGUCGACGUGUUUGCCGAGAAUGUUGAAGGUGAAGCGUUGGAUCAGUAUAGGAACCAAAUUGCCAUCUCCCACGUAGAGGAUAGCAAGACAGGGUGAGGGGAUUUUUUACUCAUCCUCACUAGGUAGAAGAAGCGAACCAGUUUGGUCGAGCUUAACAAAAGCAGGGACAGUGAUAUCUGCAUACCCUAGCGUGGUGUCUAUAUAAGUCUGUCGCGUUUUGAAGGCCAGUAUUAUUAUUAUAGAGUUCCAGUCAGGAUACUGCCAACAAAUACUCAGCAAGACUACAUAUGAUAGCCUCGUAAGCUUGCUCAUGUCGGCGUGCCGCAAUGAUAUCGAUACCACGCGGGCAAGGGCCCACUUCUUCUAGUCCUUACACAGCAGAGAAUGUCAUGUGUAAGAUGGAUAUAAUAUCCGACAUGUAUUUCAAUGCUAUGGUUGAAUGAAUGAAUAAACCCUUCUUCAGUUCCCCUUUGUUCUACACUUCACACGAGUCCUUAGGUAGCGGCGGCUGAUUACAUAUGGCUUGCCUGCGAGAAGUCGGUCAUACAACGCGGGG
Messenger RNA from Xylaria bambusicola, 2206 nucleotides. RefSeq names its product sugar transporter-domain-containing protein. Gene Ontology annotation, molecular function: carbohydrate:proton symporter activity. The transcript is spliced from 9 exons. Gene Ontology annotation, cellular component: membrane. The record is from RefSeq and is a predicted model, not a curated record. Gene Ontology annotation, biological process: transmembrane transport; carbohydrate transport. NCBI's taxonomy places the organism in Eukaryota, Fungi, Ascomycota, Sordariomycetes, Xylariales, Xylariaceae. The coding region runs from base 1 to 1746 and encodes 581 amino acids.